Elgaria multicarinata webbii is the source of this 5177-nucleotide messenger RNA. It is a transcript of the gene FCHSD2, whose product is annotated as FCH and double SH3 domains 2. Gene Ontology annotation, molecular function: protein binding. Bases 77 to 2302 code for a protein of 741 amino acids. Lineage: Eukaryota; Metazoa; Chordata; Lepidosauria; Squamata; Anguidae. Gene Ontology annotation, biological process: regulation of actin filament polymerization; neuromuscular synaptic transmission. The record is from RefSeq and is a predicted model, not a curated record. Gene Ontology annotation, cellular component: neuromuscular junction; recycling endosome. The transcript is spliced from 20 exons.
AGUGGCCGCCGCCGCCGCCGCCGUUUGGGGCGGGGGAAGGAUUGAUGUGGAGGCCGAGAGCGGCAGCGCCGCCGCCAUGCAGCCCCCGCCGAGGAAGGUGAAAAUUACUCAAGAGCUAAAACUUAUUCAGACUGAACAGAUGACAAAACUUCAAGCCAAACAUCAAGCAGAAUGUGACUUACUUGAAGAUAUGAGGGCAUUCAGUCUGAAGAAAGCUGCAAUUGAGAGAGAAUAUGCACAGGGCAUUCAGAAAUUGGCUAGUCAGUACUUAAAGAAAGAGUGGCCUGGAAUAAAAGCUGAGGAGCGGAAUGAUUUUAGGAGCAUGUAUCCAGUGUGGAAAUCAUUUCUUGAAGGCUCAGUGCAAGUGGCUCAAUCCAGACUCAAUAUCUGUGAAAACUAUAAAAACCUAAUUUCUGAACCUGCCAGGGCAGUGAAGUGUUUUAAAGAACAGCAGCUGAAAAAGUGUGUGGACCAGCUGACCAGGAUCCAGGCUGAAUUGCAAGAGACAGUAAAAGAUUUAGCUAAGGGCAAGAAGAAGUACUUUGAAACGGAGCAGAUGGCUCAUGCUGUCCGUGAAAAGGCCGAUAUUGAGGCCAAGUCUAAACUUAGUCUUUUUCAGUCGAGGAUAAGCUUACAGAAAGCAAGUGUAAAGUUAAAAGCACGACGGUCUGAGUGUAAUUCUAAAGCUACUCAUGCAAGGAAUGACUACCUUCUCACAUUAGCAGCUGCAAAUGCACACCAAGAUCGCUACUAUCAGACGGACUUAGUAAACAUUAUGAAGGUUCUUGAUGGGAAUGUAUAUGAUCAUCUUAAAGAUUAUUUAAUGGCAUUCAGCAGGACUGAAUUAGAAAUAUGCCAAGCUGUACAAAGCACAUUCCAAUUUCUUUUGGAAACUUCCAGUCGGGUAGUGCGAGAUUGCAAUUUUCAGCUGUUCUUACAAGAGAACUCUGUAUUUCAUAAGCCACAAUCUUUCCAGUUCCAGCCCUGUGACAGUGACACCAGUCGCCAACUGGAAUCUGAGACUGGGACAACAGAAGAGCACAGUCUGAACAAGGAGGCCCGAAAAUGGGCCACACGUGUGGCACGGGAGCACAAAAACAUCAUUCACAGUCAACGGACUCUUGAGGAAUUAGAAUGCCACGGCCCUGUGGUGUCUGAACAGAGCCGAGUAGAACUGGAACAGAAGAUCGAUGAAGCCAGAGAGAACAUCCGCAAAGCUGAGAUAAUAAAGCUGAAAGCAGAAGCUCGACUUGACCUAUUAAAGCAGAUUGGGGUUUCGGUGGAUACGUGGCUGAAAAGUGCAAUGAAUCAAGUGAUGGAGGAACUGGAGAAUGAACGAUGGGCAAACCUCCCUACAGUGGCCAGUAAUGGCUCUUCGCACAUGUUAAAUGUUGAUGUAGAAAGAGAAGAAGGGGAAGAGUUGGAAGAUGGCAUGGAUGCUUUUGAUGACAGCAGUUCCAGUCCUUCUGGUACACUGAGAAAUUAUCCGUUGACCUGCAAAGUUGUUUAUUCAUACAAGGCUUCCCAGCCAGAUGAACUAACCAUUGAAGAACACGAAGUUUUGGAAGUUAUUGAAGAUGGAGAUAUGGAAGAUUGGGUAAAGGCACGAAAUAAGUCGGGCCACGUGGGCUACGUACCAGAGAAAUAUCUGCAGUUCCCGACGUCCAACAGUCUCUUGAGCAUGUUGCAAUCGCUGGCGGCACUGGACAGUCGCUCUCAUACCUCCAGUAAUUCAACUGAAGCCGAGCUAGUCUCGGGGAGCCUCAACGGGGACUCCAGUGUAUGUUUUGUAAAAGCACUUUAUGAUUACGAGGGCCAGACGGACGACGAACUGUCCUUCCCGGAGGGAGCAAUAAUCCGUAUCUUGAACAAGGAAAACCAGGACGACGAUGGCUUCUGGGAAGGGGAGUUCAAUGGACGCGUUGGGGUGUUCCCAUCUGUACUAGUAGAAGAGUUAACAGCCUCAGAAAAUGGAGAGAUGCCAUGUGUUGCGGAUGUUCAGGUAUCUCCAUCUCCAAAGCCCCAGAAUUCUCUGGCGCCGUUGCCACUGUACGACCAGCCACCAACCAGCCCUUUCCAUAGUCCAGAUAAAAGAGGCUCCCAGUACUUUCCAAGGUCCCCAUCAACAAACGAAAACAGCUUAACUUCAAACUCUCCUGGAUUCUCACAGCCACCACGACCUCUUCCUGAAAGCACCUCAUAUGGCAAAUUGAGGCCUGUACGAGCUGCCCCUCCCCCUCCAACACAACAGCAUCGUGGACCAACAGAGAAGAUCGAAGACGUGGAAAUCACCUUGGUGUGACCAAAGGGAUGAAAUGCGUCAUAGUGCUACAAUCAAGGCCAAACGUUGGCAACGUUUGGUCAGCUUUGGUCAGCUCUCAUUCUUGGGCACCGUUGCAUGAUGGAAGAGAGACUUUUAAACAAUCGAGGAAAAACUGGAGGAUUUUCCAGGGACACUGACAUGGUGGUGGAUACUUCUUCCCACGGUCAUGAAUAUUUUGUGCCUUUUUAUUUGUUGCUGUUGUUUGGUUUCACUUUAUAUAUCCACCAUCCUUCCUCCUUUAGCACAAAGCAAGCAGAGGAAUGCCUUUGCAACUGAAAGUCUGGCCGUUCUGGUUUCCAGUGGAGGCUUCGGAGAGCUCCCUCUUCCAUGCCACUUACGGCCCGUCUACAACGUCCCUGCGGAAACAGUUCUGCAUGACGAUAUAUCCCCAGAACUUCUACAACGUGUAGCGCAGUAAACAUGGCCUACUUCCUUGUCACAUGGAGCCUCUCUGUGCCACAAGAUGGACGAAAUGGGAUAGAGUUACUGAUGUUGCAGGUUGCAGCAAUAAGGGCCAAGUCAUUAUAGGAAUGUAUUUCUGCAUGGGGAGUAUAACGUGUAGACCAGCCUGAAGUCUAGCAUACAUAUACCAUGUGCAUUAGUACAGUAUAUUACUGUUGCCAUAGGAAUGUGUUAAAAUUAUUUUUCCUAUUCAAGUAGCAUAACUUACCUGAUUAGGUUAUUAAUCAGAAUGUAUGGAAGAGAAGGGAACACACAAGUGUAAGUUUAAGGAGAGGCUGGCUCCUCUCUCUCUCUCUCUCUCUCUUUCUCUCUCUCUCCUUCUCCUCCCCUCCGACAAAAGAUGGAAAAAAAAAUAGUUCUACAACUGAGAAAAAGCACUGCAGAUCAUAUGGGGUUAAUUACUUCAAUGUGCGCCUCUUCCAUAAUUAACUGUAAACCUGAACGUAAUGUUCCUUUUGUAUUGAUAUUUAUGCAGUGCAUUUAGUAAUAGAGUAUCUACUACAGAAGUGCUGACUUAGUAGCAACAACAUGUUUUCUUAGGAUAAAACUGAAUAAGCAGGAUUUUCAUCGUAGAGCUGAAAAUAGCCGUUCAUUUCCUUUUUUAAGCAGAUUAUUUUUUCUUCUCUUUUGCACUUGGGUCGCUUCUUAUCCCAGUUAUUGCUGUAUAGUUUACUCGCUGACAUUAGCAGUAUAUCCUGGAGCAUCCGGCUAGAGUUAAGGAGUUUAAUGUUUAGAAAAAUGAAAUGUGAUGUCUAGCUUUAGCGUUGGGUAGUUCUAGUACAGAUCUCCACGCAAAGCGUAACGGCCAGCUCACACCCAAGGAACUAAGGCUGGAGAAGGAUGAUAGUUCAAGAUUAUGUAUUACACACACACACACACCCAAACUCACACCCCCUGACCAGUCAAAUUGGUUUGAUGGAGCUAUUGCCACCUGUUGUGUAUAUACUUGCUUCAUUUGUUCUCAUAUCAUCUCUGUUUGAAUAGACUUUGAAGCCCUACAAAAUUUGCAAAGCCUUUUUCAUAGAGAUGAUGAUGGAUCAGAAGAAAUGAGUGCUCCCAUCCUCAGCGACACUAAUUCCAUCUUACCCGUUUUCUACACACUGGUGGGGUUGUGGGAGUUACCACGUGUCUCCAGCCCUGGGAUCAAACUCAGAAUCAUACCUGGUGUCCUUGCAGCUCUUAUCAAGUCAGCUUUUGAGUUGGAGAGUAGAAGGCACGUGCUUUUGGAUGACAGUGGGAGGCAACUUUCAGACCCCAAUUUCUCUGAGUCACUUGUGACUUUGAAGAGAGGCAAACGUCAUUUUGAAGUUGAAGAUGAGUAAGAAUGAAAUAGGAGGGGGAGAACUAUAUUUCAGAUUAAAUGGUCUCCAAGCAGCAACACUCAUAUUUGGCAAAGAGAAGGGGCAAACAUUUAUAUUCGUACUUUUAUAAACCACCCAGAGAGCUUCGGCUAUAGGGCGGUAAUAUAAAUUAAAUAAAUAAAUAUAUCAAAUUCUGUCCCAGGUAAUUUCUAGCCAAAGAGCUGGAAUAUAUAAAAACACCUACGAGAAACGUCUUUAGAGCUGUAACAUAAGUAAUCUUAAAGGAGCUCUUGUGUGUUCAUUUUUUCCUAAGCAAGUAAAACAUAGUAAUCAUUUCUACGUUGAGUUGCCUAAUGGGAUACAUUUUUCCUCCCUUUUUAAUUCUGUGGCUGCAUUUUGUGAAAUCGUUUGACAAGACUUUCAUCUUAAACUUUGCACAAAUAAUCUUGGCUGGGACUUUUGAAAUAUGACUCUCUCUUUUUUUUGCCAAUUUUUCUUUCAUUUAGUUGGCCUAAGCGAGGGAAAAGCUGUUUGAAAUAUAAUAGCAUCGUCUGCAGCAGUUGCCAAAUUUCUGGCAGAUUCCUGUGAAGAUUGUGUUUUGGGAGGCGGCGAUGCGCCUUCUGUCCUGUUGAUCUGUUUGAGGUCUUUUUUUAAGUGUUUAUCAAACUUAUUCUUAAGUUUUUUUUAAAAAAAACAAUUUUUUAAGAAGAAUUGUACUGCAAACAUUUUAAAAUGCUUCAUGAAAAAAAUAAGCGUUGCCAAUAAUACUCACAUGUUCUUUUCGGUUGGCCAGUUUUCCUGCAUCUUUUUUUGUUGGUGGUGUUACCCAGACUCAAAAUUCAGAAAGUGUUAUUUAAGAAAAAAAAAUCUCCUUAGUUAUAUUUUAAAAAUAUUUUCUGUAAGAGCUGCUAAUUUUUAUUUUAAGAAAAAGUUGUAAAAAUACGCCUCCUUUUUAAACUCCAUACAGGGCAUGCAAUAGAACAUAUCACCAUGUACAGUGUCAAUACACUGAAAGCAGAACCUUGGAUGCUUUCUUUAUAUUGGCUGUAAAACUUUGUAUUUAUUAUGUAUAAAAUGUUGAAUAAUAAAAA